AUGAGCUCGCCGUCCCUCAACAAGAUCGCGGCCAACAGCCCGAGUCGCCAGAACCCCUCGGAGUUGGAGCAGGCCAUUGCCGGCGCUCUGUACGAUCUCGAGACCAACACUGCCGACCUCAAGGCCGCCCUCCGGCCUCUGCAGUUCGUCUCGGCCCGUGAGAUCGAAGUUGGCCACGGCAAGAAGGCAAUUGUCAUCUUUGUCCCCGUCCCUUCGCUGCAGGGCUUCCACCGGGUCCAGCAGCGCCUGACCCGUGAGCUGGAGAAGAAGUUCUCGGACCGCCACGUCCUGAUCCUGGCCUCGCGCCGCAUUCUUCCCCGCCCCAAGCGCUCCAGCCGCUCGCGCAACACGCUCAAGCAGAAGCGUCCGCGCUCGCGCACCCUCACCGCUGUGCAUGAUGCCAUCCUGACCGACCUCGUCUACCCCGUCGAGAUUGUCGGCAAGCGCCUCCGCACCAAGGAGGACGGCUCCAAGACCCUCAAGGUCAUCCUCGACGAGAAGGAGCGUGGCGGCGUCGACUACAGGUUGGACACCUACUCGGAGGUCUACAGGCGCCUCACCGGCCGUGGCGUCGUCUUCGAGUUCCCUCAGACCACCGCCGCCGACUACUAGGCGGGAGUAACAAGGGCUUGUUUUUGUGGGCUGGCGCACCGAGGGUCAGAUUUGGGUUUGGUAUUCGGGUUCGGGUCUGAUGCGCGACGCAUUCAGUGGGCAUCCAAAAGGGACGGCGUUCAGUAGCUUGUUUUUAAUGCAAGCUUGAUCUUCCACCAGCACCCCGUCCCCACAAUACAAGCUGCUUCUCUGCC
This is a messenger RNA of Chaetomium strumarium, 806 nucleotides long. RefSeq names its product ribosomal protein S7e. Bases 1 to 612 code for a protein of 203 amino acids. NCBI's taxonomy places the organism in Eukaryota, Fungi, Ascomycota, Sordariomycetes, Sordariales, Chaetomiaceae. The transcript has 3 exons. Gene Ontology annotation, cellular component: small-subunit processome; 90S preribosome; cytosolic small ribosomal subunit. Gene Ontology annotation, molecular function: structural constituent of ribosome. Gene Ontology annotation, biological process: ribosomal small subunit biogenesis; translation; rRNA processing. The record is from RefSeq and is a predicted model, not a curated record.